GAAACUUAAUACGUCUUAGACCCCUACAAGUAUCCCUGAAUCAAUUUUGAGUAUCUGAAUCAAGAUGUCCGGCCAAUCAGAAAUAAUAGAUAGAGUUCCAAAAGACGAAUCGGCUCCACAACAACCCGAAGAAGAAGUUGCAUUGAAUACCAUAUUGCCUUUAGAAGUCAUUGAUAAGUCAAUCGGACAAAAUAUCAAGAUUUUACUCACAAAUGACAAAGAGUUCCACGGUACUUUGGUUGGUUUUGAUGACUAUGUCAAUGUUGUUUUAGAAAAUGUCCAAGAAUACGAUAGUGAUGGCCCAAAGGGCAAAAUCAUCAAGAAGAUGUUAUUAAAUGGUGGUCUUGUUGCCAUGCUUGUUCCAAGCAUUAAUUAAUCAUAGAGAAUUUGGGUUUGGCUGUACUGUCUUGGUAGUUUCAUCUAACUUUGGAUUUAGACUAUUUUGGCUCCAGAUCCCGCCGUGGUUCUUUAUUCCUAUCUGCAAAAUAGCAUCAAGUAAGUGCUGCGGAUUUUCAAACUCACCCCAUUUCGACGGAAGAAUGAUCAUCCUUAUGUAUAUUAACUAUUUUAAUGUA
Messenger RNA from Hyphopichia burtonii NRRL Y-1933, 575 nucleotides. RefSeq names its product RNA-binding protein. NCBI's taxonomy places the organism in Eukaryota, Fungi, Ascomycota, Pichiomycetes, Serinales, Debaryomycetaceae. Gene Ontology annotation, biological process: mRNA splicing, via spliceosome. Gene Ontology annotation, molecular function: RNA binding. Gene Ontology annotation, cellular component: U6 snRNP; U4/U6 x U5 tri-snRNP complex; Lsm1-7-Pat1 complex. The transcript has a single exon. The coding region runs from base 65 to 376 and encodes 103 amino acids. The record is from RefSeq and is a predicted model, not a curated record.